GAUACAAAUAAUUCAUUAAAGGUGACAAGAACCCGAUCACUAAGCGACCUCAGCGGCUACUAUCGUUGGAGCGACAAGUACAAGCCACAAUGGCACACCGUAUACCAGACGGUACCGUAUAGAUGGCGAAGGGAUUGGGACUUGUACGAUGACUACUGGUACGAUCAUUAUUCCUAUUUCUCCCCGUUAUAUUACACCUACUCUCCAACAAGGCGAUAUUAUUACAGUGACUAUUUACCCAAUCCAUACUACUGGAGCCCAUAUUCGUCCUACUGGACCCGUUACAAGGGUUACUGGUACGACUACGACUAUCCAUAUUAUUACAGACGUUAUUGGAAUUCUGCGUACUACAGAUAUCUCAACAGCACCUACUAUCCCUACAGAUCCUACUUGUUGGAUUCGCUUUCGACAUCUCUUGGCCGUGGGUUGAGCAUGUAUAAGGCAGGACUUAUACCGUACCGCACGCUUGACACCUACUGGCUAACACCAUCGUAUUGGGAUAGACGUUUUAAGGACUGGCGAGAAUUGUACUCUACUACGAAGGAUCUCUAUCUGCCAACGACAUUCGACAGAAAGACACGAUCCUAUUUCGCCACUUGGUCCACUUAG
Molecule: messenger RNA, 609 nt
Organism: Angiostrongylus costaricensis
Lineage: Eukaryota; Metazoa; Nematoda; Chromadorea; Rhabditida; Metastrongylidae
Source: the annotation of a GenBank genome assembly